AUGGAAGUGAAUUCAAAAGUUGUACUUACUUUUAUACUGUGCUUCAUUACGUUGACGUCUGGAUUCGUUAUUCGACCAUUUGAAAACAUUAAGUUCGAUAUUCCUGGAGGUGAUAAAUCGUUAGACCUCGAAGUAAUAGGCAAGAAUAUAAACGACGAAAACCUGCCUACGACCACGUCGACAACUGAUUCGAAAGCCUCUACUAUUCCACAUACUACAACAACUACCGUCGGCUAUGAUAAGGAUGAUACGGAUGAUACGGAUGAAAGCUAUGACGAAGAUCGGGAUACUCCAUCUCAAUUUUUAAUGUUUACUUACAAUCACAUUAACCAAUGA
This is a messenger RNA of Myzus persicae (green peach aphid), 336 nucleotides long. RefSeq lists its product as uncharacterized. The record is from RefSeq and is a predicted model, not a curated record. Lineage: Eukaryota; Metazoa; Arthropoda; Insecta; Hemiptera; Aphididae. The transcript is spliced from 2 exons. The coding region runs from base 1 to 336 and encodes 111 amino acids.